GGAUCCGUCCGCCGCCCCGCGGCCCCGGUGGAGUUAGGUGGCCUCGCAGCUGGUGCCCCGCACCCUCAGCCUCAGUCUCUGCCUGGGCUUCUUCAUGCUCCGCUGGAGCGCGCAGCGGCUUCCGGGCCUCCCGCGGCUGAGCUGCGGAUGGCGGGACUCCCCCGGGCGCCCGCGCUGGCUCUCCCGCCGGGACGCAGAGGAAAAACCACCUUUGCCUGCAGAAACAAAAUGGAAAGACAGAGCAGAAACAGUGAUAAUUGGAGGUGGCUGUGUUGGUGUGAGUCUGGCUUAUCACCUGGCCAAAGCAGGGAUGAAAGAUGUGAUCCUGCUGGAGAAAUCGGAGCUCACAGCUGGAUCUACCUGGCAUGCAGCAGGUUUAACAACUUACUUCCAUCCUGGAAUAAACUUGAAGAAAAUACAUUAUGAUAGCAUCAAACUUUAUGAGACACUGGAAGAAGAAACGGGGCAGGUGGUGGGAUUCCAUCAGCCAGGUAGCAUCAGAAUUGCUACAACUCCCGUAAGGGUUGAUGAAUUUAAAUAUCAAAUGACACGGACGGGUUGGCACGCAACAGAACAGUACAUUGUUGGACCUGAAAAGAUUCAAGAGAUGUUCCCUUUACUCAACAUGAGUAAGGUUUUAGCUGGUCUGUAUAAUCCUGGAGAUGGUCACAUUGAUCCUUAUUCACUAACAAUGGCCUUAGCUGCUGGAGCUAGGAAAUAUGGUGCCCUUUUAAAAUACCCUGCACCGGUGACUUCUCUAAAAUCCAGGUCAGAUGGAACCUGGGAUGUUGAAACACCACAGGGAUCCAUGAGAGCAAACAGAAUUGUGAAUGCUGCAGGAUUUUGGGCUCGUGAAGUGGGCAAAAUGAUCGGACUGGAACACCCCCUCAUACCAGUUCAACACCAGUAUGUUGUUACAUCGACUAUACCUGAAGUGAAAGCUUUGAAACGAGAACUCCCUGUGCUUCGCGAUCUGGAAGGAUCCUACUACCUCCGACAGGAAAGGGAUGGGCUCUUGUUUGGUCCCUAUGAAAGUCAGGAGAAAAUGAAGGUUCAGGACUCUUGGGUCACCAGUGGAGUCCCUCCAGGCUUUGGAAAGGAACUCUUUCAGUCUGAUUUAGACCGAAUCAUGGAACACGUCGAAGCUGCCAUGGAAAUGGUUCCAGUGUUGAAAAAGGCUGACAUCAUCAAUGUUGUCAAUGGUCCUAUUACCUAUUCUCCCGACAUUCUUCCCAUGGUGGGGCCCCAUCAGGGGGUCAGAAACUACUGGGUGGCUAUAGGCUUUGGAUAUGGCAUAAUCCACGCUGGUGGGGUAGGGAAAUAUCUCAGUGACUGGAUUCUGCAUGGAGAACCUCCUUUUGACCUGAUAGAAUUGGAUCCCAAUCGCUAUGGCAAAUGGACAACAACUCAGUACACUGAAGCCAAAGCAAGAGAAUCAUACGGAUUCAACAAUAUUGUUGGUUAUCCGAAAGAAGAACGCUUUGCUGGGAGGCCAACUGAGCGAGUCAGCGGUCUCUAUAAAACCCUGGAGUCUAAGUGUUCUAUGGGGUUCCAUGCAGGCUGGGAGCAGCCACACUGGUUCUACAAACCAGGCCAGGACACUCAGUACAGGCCAAGUUUUCGUCGAACAAACUGGUUUGAGCCUGUGGGCUCUGAAUAUAAACAGGUUAUGCAAAGAGUAGGGGUGAUUGACCUGUCGCCAUUUGGAAAGUUUAACAUCAAAGGCCAAGAUUCCAUUAGACUGUUGGACCAUCUCUUUGCAAAUGUCAUUCCAAAGGUGGGUUUUACAAAUAUAAGUCACAUGUUAACACCAAAAGGUCGAGUGUAUGCUGAGUUGACUGUUUCUCACCAGUCUCCUGGGGAGUUUCUGUUAAUAACUGGUUCUGGAUCAGAACUUCACGACCUUAGAUGGAUUGAAGAAGCAGCUGUCAAAGGGGGAUAUGAUGUUGAAAUUAAAAACAUAACUGAUGAACUUGGAGUCCUUGGAGUUGCAGGACCACAUGCAAGGAAGGUCCUUCAGAAACUGACUCCUGAAGAUCUUAGUGAUGAUGCUUUCAAGUUUCUCCAAACCAAGUCCUUAAAGAUUUCCAACAUUCCUGUUACUGCCAUUAGGAUAUCUUAUACUGGUGAGCUGGGCUGGGAGCUGUACCAUAGACGAGAAGAUUCUGAGGCACUUUAUGAUGCUGUCAUGAAUGCAGGCCAGGAGGAGGGAAUUGACAAUUUUGGAACCUAUGCCAUGAAUGCCUUAAGACUGGAGAAAGCCUUCAGAGCCUGGGGGUCCGAGAUGAACUGUGAUACAAAUCCCUUGGAAGCUGGACUGGAAUAUUUUGUCAAGUUAAACAAGCCAGCAGACUUCAUAGGAAAGCAAGCACUGAAACAGAUUAAAGCCAAGGGGCUGAAACGGAGACUGGUCUGCCUCACCUUGGCAACGGAUGAUGUGGAUCCAGAGGGAAAUGAAAGCAUCUGGUACCACGGCAAGGUGGUUGGCAACACAACAUCUGGAAGCUACAGUUACAGUGUCCAGAAGAGUCUGGCUUUUGCUUAUGUUCCUGUAGAGCUAAGUGAAGUGGGACAAGAAGUGGAAGUCGAACUAUUGGGUAGAAAUUACCCAGCAGUCAUCAUACAAGAACCCUUGGUAUUAACAGAACCAACCAGAAACCGGCUUCAGAAAAAAGAUAGAAAGAACAAAACUUGAAAAAGACCUUCACCAGGCAGCUGAGUUAUAGUUGCUGUACAAUUAUACUUAACAGUAUUAUAAUUAGUUCACAGGGGAAUAGAGGAAACCAAGAAUUCAUCUCAAAAUCAUCAACAUCUAGAUUUAGAAUCCUAAUAAACCUUUCUCUUGUUUUCUAAGUAAGAUGGAAUAAUGAAUUAGUGAUUUACAUUGUUCUUUCAAAUGAAGAAACAUAUUUUUAUGAAACCCAAUUAGUAAAAAAGGUGUUUGCUAAUAUAUAAUCUUUAUUAUAACUGAAUUAAAGAACCUUAUAUAAUUUUAGGAACAUAGCAUAUGAUUGAUGGUUGAAAACAUUAAUAAAUUAUCUUUUACAUAAAAAUAAAUACAAUGCUA
Molecule: messenger RNA, 3067 nt
Organism: Sciurus carolinensis (gray squirrel)
Lineage: Eukaryota; Metazoa; Chordata; Mammalia; Rodentia; Sciuridae
Gene: Dmgdh
Product: dimethylglycine dehydrogenase
Exons: 16
Coding region: 95-2695 (866 amino acids)
Cellular component (GO): mitochondrion
Molecular function (GO): protein binding; oxidoreductase activity
Source: RefSeq, a predicted model, not a curated record